Molecule: messenger RNA, 867 nt
Organism: Helianthus annuus (common sunflower)
Lineage: Eukaryota; Viridiplantae; Streptophyta; Magnoliopsida; Asterales; Asteraceae
Exons: 11
Coding region: 31-867 (278 amino acids)
Source: RefSeq, a predicted model, not a curated record
AGAUUGGUUGCUAGCAGGAAAAGAAAGAAGAUGGAGUCAGUUGAUGUUGCUGCAGCCGGCGGAGUAACAAGGAGUAAGAGAUUGGUUGCUAGGUGGAAAAGAAAGAAGAGGCUCUUAUCUGAUUUUAACAAAGUUAAAGAAGACCUCAAUAAUGCAAUCGAUGGAUUAAAAGAGAGGGUCUUAUCUGAUAUUGACAAAGUUAAAGAAGACCUCAAUAAUGCAAUUGAUGGAGUAAGAGAGAUGGUCUUAUCUGAUGAUGAUGCAGCCGUCGGAGUAACAAGGAGUAAGAUUUUGCUUACGAAACCGAAAUCGGUAGGUAGGAUGGAAACUGCGAAGGCUCGCUUAAAUGAAACAGCCCUCCGUUACGACCCCAACAUAGCAAAAAAGACGGUCUUAUCUGAUGAAGACAAAGGUAAAGAAGACCUCAAUAUAGCAGUCGAUGGAGGAAGAGAGAUGGUCUUAUCUGAUGAUAAGAAAGACGAAGAAGACGUCUUCAAUGGCGCAGUCGACAAAUUGUGUAAGGGUAUUCUGGAUUACAUCUCAUCCCCUACUCCUAUAGUGUUUUCAUAUUUUAUGGAUUUUCCAGAGAAACCCCGCCUUGAUGCUCGAGGCUCCUCUGGGUUUCUGGCAUUUUCCAGACGGUAUAAAUUAAAGUUUGACAAGUUUAUGAAGAGCUAUUCAAGAGUUGGUAUUUACCCUAAAAAAGAUGUGUUGCCGGAUGAUGCUAAAGCUUGCUCAGUUGCAAUGCUUGCGGAUGAAUAUGUUCUCGAACGGUAUAAAAACUUCAAGAGAUUUGACAUUGUUGUGGACCAUUCCGAUCAUCUUUUUUCUAGUUCACCUAUGGAGCAGGCAAGUCGUCGUCACUGA